GUUAUCGGACUAUAAGAGACAGUAAGUGUCGCUUCAUUCAUUCAAUUACUUUCGUAGAAGUAUUGAGCAAACACGUGUCCUUCAAUGUUUGUUUUGACUUCUUAGAAAGCAAUGUUGAAGUUUUUUUCUGUGUUAAUAUUGGUAGCAUGUGUUCGUGCUAAGUACGAAGAUAAGCCAUGUGCUUCGAAGCAGAUUCCUGGAGAGUCGGUGGUAUGUGUUUGUAAUGCGACGUACUGCGAUGAGCUACAGAGGUCCAUACCCAGUAAAGAUACCUUCUAUGUUUAUACUUCUUCUGAGGGUGGGUUAAGAUUCCAAAAACAACCUGGGACGUUUGAAAAAAGCGAUGAUUUCAGCAAGUUUCACUUUGUUUUGCACCCAAAAAAGACUUAUCAAAAAAUACAAGGGUUUGGUGGAGCUGUAAGUGAUGCCGCCGGAAUUAACUGGAAAAGCUUACCGCCAAAAUUGCGCAAAAGUUUAAUAGACUCGUAUUACGGUAUCCGUGGUCUUGAGUACAACAUGGCGCGGGUACCAAUCGGUGGCUCUGACUUCUCUACUCACCCGUAUGCUUACAACGAGUCGCCAGUUAAUGACACGCAUCUAACAAACUUCACCCUAGCCCCCGAGGACUUCCAGUAUAAGCUUCCAAUGAUUCACCAAAUGCUGGGAGUAUCUAAAGUGCCUCUGGACAUCGUAGCAACAACAUGGUCUCCACCGCCAUGGAUGAAGACCAACAAUGCUUUUACGGGCUACAGUCGACUGAGGAAAGAAUACUAUCAGACAUAUGCUGAUUAUCACCUUAAAUUUUUACAAACAUAUAAAUCCGAAGGUGUACCAAUAUGGGGCAUUACAACAACAAACGAACCAAUCAACGGUGUACUCAAUUUGGCACCAUUUAAUACACUUGGAUGGACUCCUGGAGAAAUGGGUGAAUGGAUAGUUAACAAUUUGGGUCCAACAAUAAGAAAUUCUGAAUUUAAAGAUUUGAACAUUUUGACAUGUGACGACCAACGCGUCACAAUACCGUUGUGGUUUAACAUUUUAAUAAUGGAACAUCCAGAGGCCUUGAAAUAUAUAGACGGAAUUGCAGUGCAUUACUACACCGACAAGUUUAGUCCUGCAGACAUUUUGGAUUUGGUGACUAAAAACCAUCCUGACAAAUUUAUUUUGGGCACUGAAGCCUGUGAAGGCUCAUAUCCCUGGGAAUCCCCAAAGGUUCUUCUGGGCUCUUGGGACAGAGCAAAGACUUAUGUCACAGAUAUUAUCAAGGAUUUAAAUCACAACAUUGUCGGAUGGAUAGAUUGGAACUUGUGCUUGGAUUCAAGAGGAGGUCCGAAUUGGGCCAAGAAUUUCGUCGACUCACCUAUAAUUGUUUUUGCUGACAAACAAGAGUUUUAUAAACAACCAAUGUAUUAUGCCUUGGGUCAUAUUACUAAGUUCGUACCGAAGCAGUCUUAUAGGAUUGCUGUCGAGACAUCUAAAACAUCUGUCAAAAGUGUUGCUUUUGUAACGCCAAGGAAUACUACGGUUAUUGUUAUGUAUAACGACGAUGAUAAGACAACUGUAAAUAUAAAGCGUGGCGAAAGAGCUCUACAAUUGACACUGGCAGAGAGAUCAAUAGUGACGCUUGAAAUGUACAACUCUGAUACAUAGAAGUAUUAAUAAAUAUAUAUAUUAAG
Messenger RNA from Leptidea sinapis, 1676 nucleotides. RefSeq names its product lysosomal acid glucosylceramidase-like. Gene Ontology annotation, biological process: glucosylceramide catabolic process. The transcript has 12 exons. The record is from RefSeq and is a predicted model, not a curated record. Gene Ontology annotation, molecular function: glucosylceramidase activity. NCBI's taxonomy places the organism in Eukaryota, Metazoa, Arthropoda, Insecta, Lepidoptera, Pieridae. Bases 112 to 1650 code for a protein of 512 amino acids.